AUUUGUUGACCAAUGCCAUUUAGUCAGAAUCACGCCUGCAUGUUGGACUUGCUUGCUACAUUUGCUGAAACAAGUUUGGAGCAAAUUUAUUGUUCUCUUCGCACUGUAUGAAUUGAAUUUGCUUGCACAGACUCCAAAGUUUCACUCAGCGGAAUAUAAAGAUAAAAAUGGCCAAAGCUCUAGAGAAAAUCUGCUGCCAUCUCGAAUGUGAUAUCUGUGCGGACAGAUACAAACAGCCCAAGAUACUAGAUUGCCAGCACAGUUUUUGUCAGAACUGUCUGGAGAAAUACUACACUGGCAGGUAUGGGGGUGAACCCAAGAUGCCUUGCCCUGUAUGCCGACGAGAGACGGUACUUCCGGAGACGAGCAUUCAAGGCCUGAAAACAAAUUUUCAUUUGAUGGGCAUAGUUGAGGAGGUCUCUUUACAGGAAAAGGUGGCUUGUUCGGAAAACGCAAAGGUUAUCUGUGAAAUAUGUGAUGAGAAAAACGAGGCCAUGCAUCGCUGUCUGGACUGCGCACAGAACAUCUGCUCAAAGUGUCACACGACACACAUGCAAUUUUCUGCUAUGUCAAACCACACAGUGGCCACUUUUGAAGAUAUUCGUCAAGGGAAAGUAACUGUGAAAAGAGCACUAGAAGAGGAUGAGUCUAAAUGCAACAAACACAAGGGUGAAGCAAUGCGGUUCUUCUGUGAGACAUGCGAAGAGUUAAUCUGCCGAGAUUGCACCGUUGUGGACCACUGUAAACCCGAGCAUCACUACAUUGACUCAGGAGAGGCCUCUCAGAAAUACAAAGAGACACUGAAGGAUGUGUUUACCAAUUUCGAAAAAGACAUCGAAGGGCUUCAACAACGUUUAGUUGCUUCAUCUCAAGCUAAACAUAAGCUGGCAAAGAACAUCACAACUUCUUUGAAAGCGGUACAGAACAGAGCAGCUGAGAUCAUUGAGCAUGUAAAACGUCAAGAGAAAAAGAUCAGUGAUGAAAUCAAACAAAUUCAAGAGGUCCGUAAUAAUGUAUAUGAUGAGCAUGACAAAACAGUGAACAUGCUGCUCAAAGGAAAGCAACAUUCACUGCAGAUUUCAAAAGAAGUCACAAAUACAGCAUCAGACAGUGAUUUUCUUUCCCUCUGUCCAAUCAUCUGCAAAGACUUGAAUUCACUGAAGGGUCAAGAUCCUCCCCAGUUUGACCCCACGCUUUCACAUCUGAAUUUCAGCCCGGGUCAGAGGAUUGGUGACAUCAACCUGGGCAAGCUGGAGGAUCAUCAAGUGAGCAAGUGGGAGAUGUCUGGUGAGUUUGGAAAAGAGGGAAGUGGUCCAGGAGAGUUUGAUGCAGUUUGGAGCAUUACUGCUACUCAACCUGGUGAGAUUGCUGUAGCGGACAACAGGAACAAGCGAGUGGUCAUCUGCAGUACUGAAGGACACCAUAACAAAGAGAUUCCACUUCAAAAAAAGCCACGCGCCAUUGAGGCUACUCCUGACGAUCGGCUGAUAGUUGUAGACAGCACCAAGUAUGUCAAAGUAUUUGACAAGGACAACAAGCCGGCCUUCCACUUCCCAACGGUGCCUCAGAGCGAGGUAGAAAACACAGAGGUGGAUCUCCAAAGCGUAGCUGUCAAGAAGGAUGGAACGAUAUUAGUCGGUGAUGUGAAGAGGAUGGUGUGGACUGAGCAUAAGCUCACUGAUGGUAAGCUCCUAGACACCAUACCAGUGCAGACUCCGCCUUAUCACCUGGCCAUCAACGAUGCCACCGAUAGAGUUGUGGUCAGCGGAGAUCGGAAAGUGGACAUUGCACUGAGCAAUGGUACCACACUGAACACCAUUAAACCAACCAUCAAUGGUGAGCCAGUGCAGGUUUGCGCUGGUGUGUUUUGUGAUGACUCCGGCGUCUACGUUGCGAUGUCCAACGUUCGGCUUGGUUAUGAUGGCGCAAGUAACAUAUUACUCUGUGACACAGGCACUGGUCAUGUUCACCGCUACAGCCUGGGCGGCACUUUUCUUGAUUGUCUGGCUCAGGGUCUAUUCUUCCCAGAAGCAAUCACGUUUACUUCAGAUGGGAGGCUGGCAGUGGCUGACUGCUACUCGGUUAAGAUCUAUCAGGACUAAUUGUCGUAGAUCUACAUGUACUAACCCAUCUCACAGAAAACUUACCGUACAUUAGGCCAAAAAAAAAAAAAGUCGGU
This is a messenger RNA of Patiria miniata (bat star), 2179 nucleotides long. RefSeq names its product E3 ubiquitin-protein ligase TRIM71-like. NCBI's taxonomy places the organism in Eukaryota, Metazoa, Echinodermata, Asteroidea, Valvatida, Asterinidae. The transcript is spliced from 3 exons. The record is from RefSeq and is a predicted model, not a curated record. Bases 168 to 2102 code for a protein of 644 amino acids. Gene Ontology annotation, cellular component: chromatin; nucleoplasm. Gene Ontology annotation, biological process: positive regulation of DNA-templated transcription. Gene Ontology annotation, molecular function: ubiquitin-protein transferase activity; protein binding; zinc ion binding.